AUGGACUUCCUUCCGCCCUAUAUUGUUGACCCCACCCAUGGCGUAACGCACUCGCAAACUGUCAUUCUUCUUCACGGGCGCAUGCUGGCCCGCUGUGGUGCACAAUUUUCCAAGGGAAACGCUCGGCUUGGUUCGACAGUCUCGCUUGAUGAUCUGAGCUCCUCUCAAGAUCACCAGCUCCCAGGGUUGCGCGAUGGUCACCAGCUGACAGCGAAAACCAUUGAGAACGAAGUUGAUAAACUUGAUGAAAAAUCUGACCGUGUUAUACUUGGAGGAUUUUCGCAGAGAUUGGCAGUUGCACUUUGGUCUUUGUUCACAGGGCCAGCUGGGCUCAAGGGGUGUCUGGGAGCAUUCGUAGGUCUCAGCGCGUGGAUGCCGUUCGCAAAAGAAGCGAUGGCUUUUAUAGCUGGUGAUACGGAGGCGAGAGUGUCCAGUCGCUACGGCACUCUUCGAGAGGGGCUCAGAAGGAUCCUGGAAGUUGGGUCGGCUGCGGUGCAGAUUGCUGUCAUCAUACUAGUACAUCUUGGACACGGGCCUGAUGAUGUGGUCAUUGGCAUAGAAAACUGUUAUUGGCUCUCGACCAUCUUCACCGCAGGAGGCGCAGUGAUCGAUGCCAGAAAGUAUAUCGGCGCAGGCCAGGAAGGAACUGGAUUAAGGAGCCGGAGCAGAUAG
Molecule: messenger RNA, 672 nt
Organism: Paraphaeosphaeria sporulosa
Lineage: Eukaryota; Fungi; Ascomycota; Dothideomycetes; Pleosporales; Didymosphaeriaceae
Exons: 3
Coding region: 1-672 (223 amino acids)
Biological process (GO): protein depalmitoylation
Cellular component (GO): cytoplasm
Molecular function (GO): palmitoyl-(protein) hydrolase activity; carboxylic ester hydrolase activity
Source: RefSeq, a predicted model, not a curated record